GGGCCAGGGAGAGGGAGAUGAGGUUCCCAGGGUCUUUCGGAACAAAGCCAGAGGCGUCGAGUGCACCUGGACCGAGGAAGGGGCCCCUCGCCCGCUGCCCACCUCCCCCGCACUGGCGACCGCAGCCCGCCUGGGCGGAGCUGAAUGCCGGCUGGCCUGGACCGAUCUCCGGGGAUCGGUCCCUUUAGACCGGCUUCCCCAGCCUGCACGGCCCCACCUGGACCAGCAGAUCUGCCGACCGGGUCUAAAGACUCGGGAGAAACCCGGGAAAGGCUCACGACUGCGGGCCGAGAGCCGGCGGCGCUUUGUUCGGGCGGCGGGCGGCCUCCGGGUUUCCGGCCCCGCCCCUUCCCCCUCUCGGCCACCCCGGCUCCUGCUCCCGAGCUCCGCGGACCCGGUUUUCUCCGCUUCUCUCUCCUUCCCACCGCCUCAGUCCCCGCUCAGCUCUUUCCCUUUCUGCCAUCUUCACUCUUGCCCCCCCGCCCCCCAUCACCACGACCCCCUGACCGGCCACCACCACGACUUUCACCACCACCGUCACCCCGAGGACUGGCCAACUUUGCCCCGACAAGCGGACUCUUCAGGAGAGUUCCCCCGCGGAAAAGCAGAGCGGCCCAGUCCAGAGAGGCUGGCUGCUUUCGUGGAGAUCAAGACGGACGCCUGA
Molecule: messenger RNA, 664 nt
Organism: Rangifer tarandus platyrhynchus (Svalbard reindeer)
Lineage: Eukaryota; Metazoa; Chordata; Mammalia; Artiodactyla; Cervidae
Source: the annotation of a GenBank genome assembly